AUGGGACGUGAGGAGCAUGGAAGGACUUGGCGCAUGGACGCAGCUCAACUGGAUACGCAAAGGAAGAAGGAGGAAGCCAUCUUGAAGACCAGCUCGACCAUCUACUCGACCAACCGGUCGAGUUCCUCAACUCGACCGGCCAAGCUUCAACUCGAUCGAGCUGAGAAGUGUAUGCGAACUCGAUCGAGUCGGUCUACAGAGGACUUGGUCGAGCUAGACUUUACAACGGGUAGAAAGAGGGUUCAGAGUUCACAAAGGGUACAAGAGGAACCUGAGGAUGCCAUCAAGUUGAGACUCUUCCCUAUGUCUCUGCUGACAAAGCUCACCAAUGGGAGAAGAGCUUGCCCCAUGGCACAAUCACCACUUGGGAUGAAUGCAAGAAGGCCUUUCUUGCUAAGUUUUUCUCCACCGGUCGCACAGCCAAGCUAA
Microthlaspi erraticum is the source of this 429-nucleotide messenger RNA. The record is from the annotation of a GenBank genome assembly. NCBI's taxonomy places the organism in Eukaryota, Viridiplantae, Streptophyta, Magnoliopsida, Brassicales, Brassicaceae.